This is a messenger RNA of Colletotrichum godetiae, 534 nucleotides long. RefSeq lists its product as uncharacterized. Bases 1 to 534 code for a protein of 177 amino acids. Lineage: Eukaryota; Fungi; Ascomycota; Sordariomycetes; Glomerellales; Glomerellaceae. The transcript is spliced from 4 exons. The record is from RefSeq and is a predicted model, not a curated record.
AUGGGAUUCCUCACAUUAUUUCCUCUAUUGUCCUUACUUUCUCUCGUCCCAGCAUUGCCACUACUAGAGACGCAGGAAGCUGCCAAGUUCCGGUAUCCAUGGAAAGACUUCACACUCAGCAACCUCGAGACCGUCUGUCGUAAACAGAACGGAGACGAGCGGUACACUUGCACCCUCAAAUUCGACAUUUAUGACUUCAACACGGAAGACGUCGUGGAAGUCAGCGGAGCACAUUGCGGCACGGCCUGGCGAUGGGACGGCGUCACCCCAAACCAGGGCCCCGAUAACAACUACCCCAGCAACGGCGUCCUCUGCUGGAGCGCCGGUUCAGACGCCUUCCAGUUCAGGGUGGCAAAGUUUCGUUCCGCCUCGAACUUUGAACUCUACAUCAACCACUUUUACAGGGACACGCGAUACUUCAAGCCGCCGUACGACGGGAGAAAGGCUUUGGUAAAUAUUAUCAUCCCAGAUGCCCACCCCCUUCCACCAAUGGCGCCGGGCGCUUGGUCGGAAGAACUUUCCGUCGUGUUUUAG